GCGCCGGGGUGUAUAUAAGCCGAGUCCUCCACUCUCAGGACGUGCAAUCUUCUUCUUCCACCUUUCUCCUUAACACCCUCCCAGACCCAGUCCCACUCAGUCAACAUGAAGCUGGUCGUCUUCGCCUGCCUGGUCGCCGUCGCCGUCGCUGCCCCACAAAUCCGUGGAGACGCUCCCGAGUAUGCCGAAAUAAUAGCCUAUGAAAAUGAGGAUUCUGGCGACGGAAACUUCAGAUACUCAUUCCAGACGUCGAACGGAAUCAACCAGAAUGCUAGAGGGUACCCAGGCUCACAGGGCCAGAGCAACAUAGAGGGCUCCUUCAGCUUCCCCCUUGACGACGGCAGAACCGCUGACGUUACCUACAUCGCCGACGAGAAUGGCUUCCAACCCCAGUCUGACCUCAUCCCAGUGGCUCCUCCCAACCCAGCCCACGUUGAGGAGCUCCUGCAGAUCGUGGCCCAACUCAAAGCUCAGGGCGCCCAGUGGAACGACCAAGGAGAGAGGAUUAACUAAACAAUUCUGAAGUUGUACGACACACACACCUGGGUUAAUCACGACCCUCCCCUACGACUACCGCUAAGCACCUGUCCUUGGAUGGUCUGUGUAUUAAAGUAACACUUGCCUCUCGGUCACGCUUGGAAACACCCGAGAAUGAGGAAGAUAACAUUCCUCAGCAUGACCUACACAGUAUACUGCAUCACGAGUUCGCCUGACUGAGAGAGAGGUCGCUUGGGUCGGCAGUUCUUCACGGCUCUGGCUGACCACUCCAUACAUCCUUCCCAGACACGUAUCCUGAAAGACCAUCAUUCCAAAGACACAUGUCACUUUAUACAAUCCAACCCGGACAUCAUCCCAAGGGACACGUGCUACGGUCUACCCACAUGGACAUCCAUCCAGGACACAUCCCAACCUAUGUAUAUCCCUUUCUACGACACAUACCCUAAUCCUAAUCCACUUUGACACCUCUAGGAAACUCCUUGUUUUUUUUUACGUUUUCUUUUGUGUGUGUGUUUUUGUAAAUAGUUAAGGACUACUGCUUAGGGGCCAUCGACCAGCAUCCAGAUCACUGGACACAAUCCACCGCUUGUGGUCUACUUGUUAAUAAACUCCAUGCAACCAGA
Homarus americanus (American lobster) is the source of this 1121-nucleotide messenger RNA. Its product is annotated as cuticle protein AMP5-like. The record is from RefSeq and is a predicted model, not a curated record. Gene Ontology annotation, cellular component: chitin-based extracellular matrix. The transcript is spliced from 3 exons. Bases 106 to 513 code for a protein of 135 amino acids. Gene Ontology annotation, molecular function: structural constituent of chitin-based larval cuticle. NCBI's taxonomy places the organism in Eukaryota, Metazoa, Arthropoda, Malacostraca, Decapoda, Nephropidae.